Molecule: messenger RNA, 2055 nt
Organism: Thyridium curvatum
Lineage: Eukaryota; Fungi; Ascomycota; Sordariomycetes; Thyridiales; Thyridiaceae
Exons: 2
Coding region: 1-2055 (684 amino acids)
Biological process (GO): amino acid transmembrane export from vacuole
Source: RefSeq, a predicted model, not a curated record
AUGGCGCCGCGCAACGAGGAGCAUCCGGAACAGCGACCGCUCGUCCAGCGUCUCUUCUCGACAUCGGCCCUCUCCAAGCGCUCCUUUCGUUCGCAUUCGUCCUCCUUCGAGGCCGACGACGAACGAUCAACCAGUCCUUCAGCCGCCUCGGGCUUAUUUGAUUGGACCAUGAAUAACAGCACCAAUGACGUUGCUGGCCCCUAUGGCGACGAGGCCGGCCGCGACGACUACCCGCCGCCGUCCUAUCCCGGCGAGGACACCCGCCCGACGAGCCCAAAGGAGCUCCGGGGCUGGUACAUGUAUGCCUUCGCGGCGGAGACCUAUGUGAUCUGCGCCAUCGCCUCCUUUAUCCCCAUCCUCCUCGAAUCCUUGGCCCGCGAGAACGGUGUGCUGCUCUCCGACCAUACGACGCCAUGCCGGCAGUCCUACGACAAGACGCCCAGCGAAGACAGCGGGCAGUGCGUCGUCUACGUUCUGGGCAUCGAGAUCAACACCGCCAGCUUCGCCAUGUAUACGUUCAGCGUCAGCGUGCUGCUGCAGGCGCUGAUCGUCGUGAGCAUCAGCUGCGCCGCCGACCACGGCAACUACCGCAAGAAGAUGCUCUUGGGAUUCGCCUGGAUCGGCAGCUGCUCCGUCAUGCUCUACAUCUUUGUCAGCAAGUCCACCUACCUGCUCGGCGCGCUGCUGGCCAUUGUGUCCAACACGUCGUUUGGUGCGUCCUUUGUGCUGCUGAACUCGUUCCUCCCGCUGCUCGUGAGGCAUCACCCGAGGCGCCUGCAGGAGGACCUGGACGCGAGCCAGUUCGCGGCGGUACCUGAGAACGACCCGGAAGCAGAGGAGGGCAUGAGCGGGUCGACGGCGGCGCUGCUCCCUCGGCAGGGGACGGGCGCGGACAGGGCGAGCCUCAGGUCGGCCAAGACGCACGAGGAGAUGACGUCGCUGGAGCUGCAGCUCUCGACGCAGAUCUCGGCAAAGGGAAUCGGAAUUGGGUACUGCGCGGGCCUGUUGGUGCAGUGCUUGGCUAUCUUGGUGCUCAUCAAGAUGAAGAACUCUACAUGGGCACAGAGACUUGUGCUCUUUGGCAUUGGAGUGUGGUGGACCGUCUUCACGGUCCCGGCCGCUAUGUGGCUACGACCCAGACCGGGGCCGCCUUUGCCCUCCACGUCCAACCAGACGGGCAUCCGUGCCUGGGUCUCCUACACCCUCUACGCGUGGAAGUCGCUGUUCCGGACCAUAUCGCUGGCGCGGAGGCUACUUGAUAUUGUCCUGUUCCUCGGCGCCUGGUUCCUGCUGUCCGACGCCAUCGCGACCACGUCGUCGACGGCCAUCCUCUUUGCCAAGACGCAGCUGCGCAUGGAGCCGUGGGCGCUGGCCAUGAUCAGCGUCAUCUCGACGUCGGCGGGCAUCGCCGGCGCCUUCUCGUGGGCCUUCAUCUCGCGGCGCCUCGGGCUCAAGCCGCACCACACCAUCCUCGCGUGCAUCGCCAUCUUUGAGCUCAUCCCGCUCUACGGCCUGCUGGGCUACCUGCCGUUCGUCCGGGGGUGGGGCGUCGGCGGCCUGCAGCAGCCGUGGGAGAUGUACCCGCUGGCCGCCGUCUACGGGUUCGUCCUGGGCGGGCUCAGCGGGUACUGCCGGUCGCUGUACGGCGAGCUGAUCCCGCCCGGGUCCGAGGCCGCCUUCUACGCGCUCUACGCCAUCACCGACAAGGGGUCGAGCGUGUUCGGCCCGGCCAUCGUGGGCGCCAUCAUCGACGCCUCGGGGGAGAUCCGCCCGGCGUUCUGGUUCCUGGCGUGCCUGGUCGGGUUCCCGGCGCCGCUCAUCUACUUUGUCGACGUGGCCAGGGGCAAGAGGGAGGGCGAGAGGAUGGCCGAGGCGAUCGAGGGGUUCAAGGUCGGGGGUGGUGGUGGUGGUGGUGGCAGUGGCAGGAGCGAGAACGGGAACGGGAGCAGUGAAGGAGAGGGGAAUAGGAGGGCGUUGCUCGCUGGGGUGGAUGGUGAGGACGAUGACGACGAUGGGGAGGAGACGGAGAGGGAGAACGCGGGUUUGCGCCGUUGA